Messenger RNA from Oncorhynchus gorbuscha (pink salmon), 703 nucleotides. RefSeq names its product lysine-specific demethylase RSBN1L-like. Bases 52 to 693 code for a protein of 213 amino acids. NCBI's taxonomy places the organism in Eukaryota, Metazoa, Chordata, Actinopteri, Salmoniformes, Salmonidae. The record is from RefSeq and is a predicted model, not a curated record. The transcript has 2 exons.
GCCUGCCUAGCACAAACAGCGGUCGGGAGAGUAAAUACAGAGAGCCCCAAGAUGGCGGAGUCACUGAGCUUCAUUCACUUUGGUGCAGCGACCAAAAGCCCGCUCGCCAAAUCUAAAGAACCGAAACUAGCGUCGGACACCCGGCCGCCGUCUUCCCGGGACAUUCACCCGCCGCCGUCCAAGCGAGUCCGAAACGACGAGAAGAGCCUUAAACCUAAGAAACUAAAUGGGGAAGGAGGUGCAGGGGGAGGUGGCGGCGCAGUGGAGAAGCAGCACCAGAAGCAGAGUUCAGGCAUCCCGACAACAUGGAGCUUCAGCCCCGUCAAGGCGAGCAGCAACCCCUCGGCGCCCCUCCAGCCUCCCAUUCACACAGUGUUCAAGCAGAGCGCUUUCCUCGCCUCCCAUACCAAACCACCAUCCAAAAAGACCAAGGAAAAACGAGAGAAAGAGAAGGAUUUCAAGGAAAAGAAGAAACAUAAACCAAUCCCUGGUACUCCUGGAAAUAUUAGCGGCAGUCUGAGUAACGUCACUACUGUAAUGAAGAAGGAGAACGGGGAGAUGAAGUUGUUGCAAAAAGACCACAGCAGUAAGGACAAGACGAAGAAGAAGAAGAAACACAAAGUGAUGAAUGAGAUCAAGAGGGAGAACGGAGAGGUGAAGCUCCUUCAGAAAGGUAUGUUGAUAAUGAUGUGACAUGGUUGUU